This is a messenger RNA of Penicillium cataractarum, 2289 nucleotides long. RefSeq lists its product as uncharacterized. The transcript has 3 exons. Bases 1 to 2289 code for a protein of 762 amino acids. The record is from RefSeq and is a predicted model, not a curated record. Lineage: Eukaryota; Fungi; Ascomycota; Eurotiomycetes; Eurotiales; Aspergillaceae.
AUGCUGGAAAGGGAUGGUCCAGAUCUUGAACAUGAUGCUACUGAAUUAAUGCCGAUUCGCAAUCAAUUUAAGAUAUCCGAUCCACUGCUCAAGCCCGAGGAGGAUCUUGAAAAGGAAGCGACACAAAAACAGAGAAGCAGACUCAUAUCCCGCGUUAGUGAGCGCCGAUUCGAAGGCUGGAAGUUUACUAUAUUUUGCGCCUUUAUAGCAAGCCUGGUCGUUCUAUUCUUCAAUAUCGGGUUUCUACUCUACUGCGUCGUGCAUCCUAAGCAUGAUGCCAUCGAUCUUUAUUCCGUCAAAAACCAAGACGCCUAUCGGGAAACGAUAAAGCACCAAUUGAGUACAAUCUUGUACGAGGGAGAGUGUGAUACAGUGCACCACCUCAGCAUCGGGUUCCACUUGUUAAUCAACGUGCUGAGCACUGCCUUGCUGAGUGCCAGUAACUUUGGAAUGCAAUGUUUAGCUGCACCAACACGGCAGAAUAUAGACCGACGACAUCCAAAGGGUCAUUGGUUUGAUAUUGGCGUGCCUAGUGUUCACAACCUAUCGAAUAUCCCCGGUAAACGUCUCUGUCUAUGGUUAUGCCUGGCAUUCUCAUCUCUCCCAUUUCAUCUCAUGUACAACUCGGCCAUCUACUCCACUACAUCAGCUACAGCCUACGAUAUUUUCGCCGGACCCAGCUCUCUGGCCCAGAAAAACCUUUCCAGCCUUAGUCUCAUCUAUCCCAGUGGGCAAUGGGGAAUGGACUCUUCGUUCCAGGAACUCUACUCUGCGGCAAGAAACGGGAGCCUGACUCGUCUGAAUAAUAGCGGCUGCAUCGACGCUUUUGGAGUGACAUUUCAAACAGCUUAUAAGAAAUUAUGGGUCGUUACCGAUGAUAUCAAGGAGAACGAUACAUAUUCCUUUGUCUACGAGAAUCCCGUUUUCAGUCCGCUCUUCAACACCAACCAGGAUCCGAGUCCAUAUGCAUGGCUGUGUGACGGUUGGUCCCAGAGCAUUUCUAGUCAUUGCAAACGAGCUUCAUCCCCCGAGAUACAGCCACGGACAGCUACAGAUGACUGGACAUUAUCCGUUCCGAAUGCUUACAACACGACCGAGUACCGAAUCCAGUACUGCAUGGCAGAGAAGAAGGAGCAGUCCUGCAAACUGCAGUAUUCAUUCCCACUUACCAUUGUCGUGAUAGUAUUCAAUCUUGUCAAGACCAGUGUCUUGGCAUAUAUGUGGUUCGGGAUAUCUACUUCUCCAAUCCUGACCAUCGGCGAUGCAAUCGCUUCUUUUCUCCAUCGUCCUGACCCCCACUCACAAAACGGCUGUCUUCUGACGAGUCGCGACGUGAAAGAAAUGUAUCAACGACUAUAUACGAACCUCGUCGUAAAACCCUUACACCAACCGCGAGCCUUCGAGGAUACCCCCAGACGGUGGAGUACAGCCGCCUCCGCUCGACGAUGGAUAUUCAGCAUCUUGCUCUGGGUCCUCGCAAUCAUCGUCUGUCUCAUCCUCCUAAUCUACGGUCUACAUGCAGUGGGCGAAAACGCAAAUGGAACAAGUCCCUGGUCACAAUCCCUCGGAUCAUCCAACUCUCGAACCCUAAUCAACGGUGAUAGCUGGCCAACAUCCUUAAUAUCGAACGUGAUGAUUGCCAACUCACCCCAACUCAUAUUCUCCUUCCUCUACUUCGCCUUCAACGGUCUUCUAAUAGCAAUGACUCUCGCCACAGAGUGGAGCGGCUAUGCUAAGCACCGCAAAGGCCUUAGAGUCUCGAAUAACCCAAGAGGAGCCCAGAGAACGAAUUACUUCCUUUCUAUCCCUUAUCGCUUUUCAAUCCCGCUAUUAGUGAUUUCAACGCUCCUGCACUGGCUCAUCUCGCAGAGCUUGUUCAUGGUUGGUGUCGAGGGAUUCGGUACUGAUGGACUGCGCGACCCGUCGACGGACUUUGUCACCUGCGGCUGGUCCCCCGUGGGAAUAGUCUGUGCUGUCGUCGUCGGCGUGGUUAUGUUCUCGUGUCUAUUGUGGUUGAGUCAACGGCGGUUUGACUCUGCUAUGCCCGUUGCAUCGAGUUGCAGUCUUGCCAUUGCGGCGGCUUGUCAUCCGACCUUUGAUCCGAAUUUUCAAGGGGGUGAGAAUAGGGGAGGAGCUGAAGAUGUUGACUCGGAGGAGGAGGAGGAGGAUGAUAUGUCACUUUUACCAGUCCAGUGGGGGGCUAUACCUGUACAUGGGUCUAUUGGCCAUUGUAGUUUUACUAGUGGCGAUGUUGAGAUGCCUCAAAAAGGAGAGGUAGUGUAUCAGUAA